UCAGCUGGAUGACACCUUUGAAGUCAAAAUAGAAAGUUGAUUAUUUAUAACAGUUUAUGGCACAUUUAACAAUUUUAAAUUAUAAUUAAUCGAAAGGGAAAUAACAAGAGCUACUGCAAUUUAAAAAAAACCGUUGAGUUAGAAACAGCUGAUUAGGUCAAGUGUGUGAGAAAGCUGUAAAUGUUUCAAGCAAUAAGACUUAUUGUUUUAUCCGACUUUUGGUUAAUUGUGUUUCUUCAAAUGAAUCUUUAAUUCAACUUUGAUAUAAUUCUAAUUAAUAUUUUCUUUGGUGAUUUAAUUAUAAAGUGUCAGUUUUAGUUGAAAUGGACACCGGAAUAAGUGUAUCAACCAGACUAAAGGAAAAAUUGAGAGAACUCUCAAGGUCAACCUCAGGUCAGUCAAGGUUCUUCAUAUUAGAAGUUUUUGUUAAACUGGAACUAAGUAAAAGACUCUUCGCUCUUUUGGUAUAUUGAGAAAAUCUUCCAAAAAAAUUUAUUAAUAAAAGAUAAUCUCACUUAAGAAGAAAAUUCUGAAAAGAAUCAUUCAAUAAAAGCAUAAAGCUUCAUAUGACUAAAAAAACUGGACAACACCAGUAAGAAAAUAGAAAUUAAUCUAAGAAAUUAAGAAGAAAGAAAUUAUCUACUGAGAAAAGAUGACAACAGAAUUUAUAAAUUUAUCUGUGGAUGGAAUGAAACAUGUAAUAACUGAAUGUGAGUUGGUGAGAUGAGGAAAGAUUAUCUUUCAGAGGAUGAAAUACUUCAGGUGUCAAAGGAAGAAAAAGACUGGAGUAUUGCACAAUGGAUGGAAAACCAUGGAAAAUAUUCAUAGAAUGGAUGAAACUGGUAUCUGGAAGUAUUGAACAAGAGGACAAAAGUCAAGGAAUCAAACCAAUCGGGAUGAAUAAAGCAAUCAAAAUUCUGGAAUCAAUUGUAAACCUUAGAGAUAAUAUUAUGAGAUAUCAUAUGUAACUGAAUAAUCUUUUGAAACCAUAACACAAAAUUAAUACUGUAAAAAAUUAAUCCCAAAAAGCUAAAUGUGACUAAACCAGGGGGCAGUACAGAUUAUCAAUCUGUAAAACUGUUCAGUCAAUCUAUGGCUUGCUUGUAUUUACUUUAUACAUUCAAAUAAAUGUUUGAUAGUACCAAUAAUAGCUAGUUAAUUAUUAUAAUGUGCAAUUACUAUGGAUUAAGUUCAAGAUCGAUUGGGAGAUUUGAUUGUUCAAUGUAUCGAUGAAAAGACAAAUUAUGGAUUUUAAUAUAAAACUUAUAUUACUUGUGGACACUUGUUUUUUGUUUGUAUUUUACCUUAAAGGCUUUAUCAUUUACAAUUCAAUCAGUUUACCGUUUAAUUUUGUGUUUAAUUUGUUUGUUUUUUCUUUGAUUACUUUUUUACCUGUUGCCUGAUGAUUGAUGAACUUGACAUGGUUUAGUAACUGAUAUGAGUAAGGAAACUGCUGUUACUCGACAUCAAGCCGUUACUACAACAUUAGAACGAGGAAAUGAUUUAGAGAAGCGUCAAGAAGUAUUUGAAGAGAUGAGUAAACUUUUGGCUCGCAAUAUGUCUCAUGACCCAAUCUUACCCUCAGCUACAGGUAUUGCUUUGGCUAGAAUUGAAUUAGUUGCACCAGAAACUCGCCAAGCAGUUGCCAAUUGUAAAGAGGAUCAACAUUACCAUUGUGAUCCUUACAAGCCUUACAGAAAUUCAGAUGGUUCAUGUAAUAAUCUUCACAACCCUGGUUGGGGAACAUCGUUCAGUUGUUUUACUAGAUUACUUCCACCAGCUUAUGCUGAUGGUUUAUCAGCUCCUCGUAUCUCUGUUACCGGUAGUUCUUUACCUAAUCCUAGAGUUCUUUCAGCUGUACUCCAUCGUGAUUUAAAUUAUCCUGCCACUUAUACUCAUAUGACUAUGCAAUAUGGUCAAUUUUUUUCACACGAUGUCGCCUUUACUCCAAGUUCUAGGACAAAGGACGGUAAAAUGAUUCAAUGUUGUCCACCAUCACCCAAUAAUCAUCCUCAAUGUUACCCCAUUUUGGUGCCAAAAGAAGAUCCAUUUUACAGUGGAUACAACGAAUACUGUCUUAACUUUGUUCGAACCGCCAUGUGUCCACAAUGUAAAUUAGGACCAAGAGAACAAAUGAAUCAGAUAACAUCGUACAUUGAUGGAUCAAUGGUCUAUGGAAGUAUGGAGAAUGAAACAAGAUCCCUUUGGACGAGAACUGGGCCAGCUGGAAGAAUGCACAUUUCAAUGGCUGCUAAUGGAGGUGAACUAUUACCACACUCACCAGAACCUGAUUCGGAUCAAUGUAGUAAACCUUCAGAGAAUAUGUACUGUUUCAAAGCAGGUGACAAAAGGGUGAAUCAGCAUCCAGCUUUAACAGCACUUCACGUUGUCUUCCUUCGUCAACAUAAUAAGAUUGUCAAUGAAUUAAAAGCAAUCAACCCACAUUGGGAUGGUGAGAGACUUUACCAGGAAGCAAGACGUAUUAAUGUCGCUCAAAUUCAAAUGGUAACCUACGGAGAAUGGCUUCCAAUUAUCAUUGGUCCUGAUGCAAUGAAAUUCCUGAAACUCUAUGUUCUUCCUUACGGUUAUACUGAUUAUGAUCCUUACACUAAUCCAAAUGUAAUCAAUGAAUUUGCUGGUGCAGCCUUCAGAUUUGGUCAUUCACUUGUUAACAGUGUUUUCGCUGAAAUAUUGGACGAUGGUAAACCUUCAGGUUAUCGUUUAAGAGAAAAUUUCUUCACUCCUUUCGGAUUCUAUCAUGGACAAUUAGAUGCAGUAAUUAGAGGUUUAGUUUCCCAAGCUUCACAAAAUAGAGAUCCAUUUAUAUCACAAGAUAUGAAAAAUCAUCUGUACCGACCCAAAGACUCACCCUAUGGACUUGAUUUACCAGCAUUUAACAUUCAAAGAGGUCGAGAUCAUGGUUUAUCUGGUUACACUGAUUAUCUUAAGUUCUGUUUUGAUGAAAAAAUCUAUGAUUGGGCCCAAUUGGAUCAAUACAUGCCAACCUCUCAACGAACUAAAUUCCAAAACCUUUACAAAUCGGUUCAUGAUGUUGAUUUAUUUUCAGCUGGUUUAGCUGAAUAUCCUUUACCUGGAGCUGCUGUUGGACCAACAUUUACUUGCAUCAUUGGUAUUCAAAUGUACAAUCUUAAAUUUGGUGAUCGUUUUUGGUUUGAACAUCGUGACCAAGCCGGAACAUUUUCUCCAGAUCAACUUCAAGAAAUAAGGAAAACAACAUUUGCCCAGAUUUUAUGUGCCAAUAGUGACAAAUUGAGUUUCAUCCAGAAAAAUGUAUUCCGAGGUGAAUCAAAGAGAAAUCCAGUUGUUCCAUGUAAUACUCUAACAGCUCCUGAUUUAAGAGCAUGGCGUGAUUCAAAUUAUCCUGGAGCUGAAAUACCUAAUAACUAUCAUCCUUAAGAGACAAAAGCUAAAGAUGGAUAUCUAAACAAUUAAAAUGAAAUUAUUUUCCAACAAUUUGAUAAUGAUAAUAACGGUAGUGAGGGUAAUGAAGAUGUAUUACAUGAUUGGUCAAAUGAGAAUAGGAAAUAUGGAGGAAACAAGUGAACAGCUGAAUCAGUAACCCAAUCAAAUUGCCAUUUCUUGAUAUAAUUCGCCAUUUUAAUUUCCAACAUUUAAAGUGUUGCGAUAUUAUCAUCGUCAAUAAUAGCCUUUAUCAUUAUCAUGAAUUUAUUAUUAUAUUUCUAAAUUUGCCUCAUCAAUCACAUCGCCACUCUAUUUUUGCGUUAAUUUUCAUCUUCAUCCUCUCACAUUUGCUUUACAUGAUUGGACAAGUUUAAUCGUAAAUUGACUGGACACGUAAAGCUAAAUUGAUGACAAUAACUGGACAAGAUUGAUUCAGAAAGCAAAGGAUAAAUUAAUUUUCAAAGCAAACCCUUGACACUGGACAAAUGAAAAGCCAGCAUUUUAUCGUUAUUAUUGUUGCUUUUUGUGGAAAAUAUCGUUUUAAUUGUAAUUCACUCUCACUUUUCAUCAUUGAGACAAUUUUACUGUUGAUUAAGCUUAUACUGUAAAUAUAAUCUACAUUUUUUUUCCUGAUUACACUCACACUUGAUGAGAAUCCAGUUUGAAUUUUCAUCAACCUCAACAACGAAACAAAACUCAAAUAAAAAAAUGACAUAUAAUGAUUAUUUAAUUCAAA
Molecule: messenger RNA, 4159 nt
Organism: Tetranychus urticae (two-spotted spider mite)
Lineage: Eukaryota; Metazoa; Arthropoda; Arachnida; Trombidiformes; Tetranychidae
Source: RefSeq, a predicted model, not a curated record